CUGCAAACCGGUGCCACCUUUCCUCGUAGCUUAUUUAAGUCCCUAGGUCUUCCCCCUUAUUCGAUCUACCCUCUCUCACACCAUGGUUCUCUCCAAAACUGCAUCAGAGUCGGAUGUUUCCGUCCACUCAACCUUUGCCUCUCGAUAUGUUCGAACAUCGCUUCCUAGGUUCAGAAUGCCGGAGAACUCGAUCCCCAAGGAGGCGGCGUACCAGAUCAUCAACGACGAGCUCAUGUUGGACGGGAACCCGAGGCUGAACCUUGCUUCGUUCGUGACCACCUGGAUGGAGCCGGAGUGUGAUAAGCUCAUGAUGGCUUCCAUCAACAAGAACUACGUCGACAUGGACGAGUACCCUGUCACCACCGAGCUCCAGAACCGGUGUGUUAACAUGAUUGCGCAUCUCUUUAAUGCCCCACUGGAAGAAUCCGAGCCUGCGGUUGGAGUGGGGACGGUGGGGUCGUCGGAGGCCAUAAUGUUGGCUGGGCUAGCAUUCAAGAGGAAGUGGCAGAACAAGAGGAAAGCAGAGGGUAAACCCCAUGACAAACCCAACAUUGUCACCGGAGCCAAUGUUCAGGUAUGUUGGGAGAAGUUUGCAAGAUACUUCGAGGUAGAGUUGAAGGAGGUGAAGCUGAGGGAAGACUACUUUGUGAUGGACCCGGAGAAGGCAGUAGAGAUGGUAGACGAAAACACUAUUUGUGUCGCUGCCAUCCUUGGUUCCACUCUCAACGGUGAGUUUGAAGAUGUGAAGCUCCUAAACGAUCUCUUGGCUGAGAAGAACAGCAAAACUGGAUGGGAUACUCCGAUCCAUGUGGAUGCGGCGAGCGGUGGAUUCAUUGCACCGUUUCUCUACCCGGAGCUUGAGUGGGAUUUCCGCUUGAAACUGGUGAAGAGCAUCAAUGUCAGUGGCCACAAGUAUGGACUUGUCUAUGCCGGGAUUGGGUGGGUCAUUUGGAGGAGCAAAGAGGAUUUGCCUGAAGAACUCAUCUUUCAUAUCAAUUAUCUUGGAGCUGACCAACCCACCUUCACCCUCAACUUUUCCAAAGGCUCUAGUCAAGUUAUUGCUCAGUACUAUCAACUAAUUCGCCUGGGUUUUGAGGGAUACAGGAAUAUCAUGGAGAAUUGUCGAGAAAACAUGCAGGUACUCAAAGAAGGAUUGGAGAAUACAGGGCGCUUUAACAUAGUCUCAAAAGACAAUGGUGUGCCAUUGGUGGCAUUCUCUCUAAAAGACAGCAGACGCCAUGAUGAGUUUGAGGUGUCCGACUAUUUGCGGCGCUUUGGGUGGAUAGUGCCUGCUUACACCAUGCCACCGGACGCCCAACAUGUGACGGUGCUCCGUGUUGUCAUAAGGGAAGACUUUUCGCGCACUCUUGCUGAGCGCCUGGUGGUUGACAUCCGGAAAGUGCUGCAUGAACUUGACGGCCUUCCUGCCAAGAUCACCCCGAAGACAGCAGUUGAUGGUGGAGAGGCUGGCAAAAGUGUCACUGUGGUGUCAAAGAAGAGUGAUAUAGAGACGCAGAGGGAGAUCACUACGGUUUGGAGGAAGUUUGUAUUGGAGAGGAAGAAGAUGAACGGUGUUUGUUAGAGCUUGAAGUUGAAUUGACGACGACGUAUUGGAGUUGGUGAUCAUCCUCUUUCUUUUUCAUUAAGUGGACGAAGUUAUUAAGCAUACUUUCGUUUGAGCUUGGUAAUGCUUACUCAGCUGACUCUAUUAUUGUUUGUCUAUGUAAAAUGAACUGGAGAGAAGGUACUGCUGGUUUGGUUCA
Messenger RNA from Corylus avellana, 1763 nucleotides. Its product is annotated as glutamate decarboxylase 1. Lineage: Eukaryota; Viridiplantae; Streptophyta; Magnoliopsida; Fagales; Betulaceae. Gene Ontology annotation, biological process: L-glutamate catabolic process. The record is from RefSeq and is a predicted model, not a curated record. Gene Ontology annotation, molecular function: glutamate decarboxylase activity; pyridoxal phosphate binding. Gene Ontology annotation, cellular component: cytosol.